AUGGAGUGUGUAGAAUGGGAUGAGGUCACGGAUGGACAGGGGUUGAUCAUGGAGGACCUCGUUGCCAUGGCAGGCAGUUUGAUGCUCUUCACAGAUCUGUUCUCAGAUUGCUUCUCUUACCUCCUUCCAUUUUCUUAUGCUUCAUUUAGUCCAGUCUUGUUCCCCACCCUUGACACAGACACUACUAAUUUCCACUAUGUUUUAAGGAUUGAAACACAUUUUUGCAGGGUCAUUUUUCUAGGUACAGGAUACUGGUUCUUUUGGUCCAUUGUUUUGCUGAGUUUAUUUGGGAUCCUGGCUGCCUACUGUACAUUGCUGGUGGUACUUGCAUUUUUGUUGGUUUGGGAAGGGUAUGAACCAAACCUGCACUGGUGUCAUAAGAUCGUGGUUCUGCUAGUGAUUCUGAUAUGCUCAUUUUUUUUGUGGAUUUUAUGCAAGUACUGGGAAGAAAGGUGGCUGACAGCUGGGCUGUCACUGCAGAUCUUUGCUCCCUACGUGCACCUGAGCAGCAUAACUGUGAUGGUUAUCCUUUCCUGGCCUGUAGGCUUCUACUUGAUCCAUUUGGAAGAAGAAGCUAGAAUCAGAAGAUACAAGAUGACCUAUUAUGACAGAGAAAGAACCAAGAGAUGUAAUAUACUCACAAAGUUGAGAGCUCUACAGGUGGCUAUUGGAUUGCCUUUUUUCCUUAUCCUUUUAUGUCUCUAUGUUAUGCCACUGGGGAUUCAUUCUCCCUGCAUUCAGGAGGAGGGUAAAUUGGGACCCAAGCCAGACUUCUUUGGACAUAGAGGUGCACCCAUGCUGGGGCCUGAGAAUACCAUGAUGUCCUUUGAGAAAGCUGUUGAACAAGGGGCCUAUGGGCUGGAGAGUGAUGUACAAUUAAGUUACGAUCAGAUGCCUUUUCUCAUGCAUGACAAUGACCUGAGAAGAACAACCAAUAUUAGGGAGGUCCUGCCAAAUGCCUCCUUCACACAUGCUAGCUUCUUCAAGUGGAGUUUCCUGUCGACUCUGAAUGCAGGCAAAUGGUUUGUACAAUCACGGUCGAAACCAUUUUACAAAAUGAAACCCCUAUCAAAGGCUGAUCGUGAAAAAGCAGAAAAUCAGACGAUUCCAAAACUAACCGAUUUAUUGGAACUUGCACAGAAGGAAAGAAAAUUUGUGAUAUUUGAUCUUAAUGCCCCUCCACAAAAACAUCCUCUCAGAAACACAUUUAUUCGUCAUGUAGUAAGCGUGAUCCUUGACUCUAAAAUUGAGCAACAUCUGAUUUUUUGGUUGCCAAAUUUCGAUAGGCAGUAUGUCAGAAACGCAGCUCCUGGUUUUCAGCAAGUGGGCCGGUUAUUUUCCAUUGAACAUCUUACAAAAGAAAAUAUCAGUAGAAUAAAUGUUGACUACAAGAGGUUGUUCCACAAUGGGUUGAGAGAUUAUAAAGCAGCUAACAUCAAAAUCAACUUAUACAUCGUCAAUGAACCUUGGCUCUACUCACUGGCCUGGUGCUGCAGGAUUCACUCAGUGACCACAGACAAUAUUCACAUCCUGAGUCAGCUAAAUCAGCCUUACUUCUUCAUGACACCAGGUUACUAUAUGUUCAUGUGGCUUCUCAUGGAUAGUGUUUCUGCAGUUCUCAUUAUUACCAUAUUUUAUUUUCAUUGGUGGAGACAGCGCAAAAAAGAAAUGUUCAAUAAUGCCAGCAUUCACACAGAUUCUCAGAGUAUUAGCCUCCAAAAGAGAGAACUUGGGAGUCAAGAAUCUUCAAAUUUAUCCAUAAAGCCUCCUUUCCGAGUUAUGGAAAGUCCUUGGACUCUAGCAGCCCUCUACCCAGCUUUAACCAAGAGCACAAAGAAACAUCCGUGCUCUCGCCAUCUUUUAGUAGUCCCCAAGAAGAAAGCCAGUGAACCAGAGCAAGUCAAGGAAGCCAUCAAACCACUGAUGCCUCAUGAGGAUGCUGUUAGACAACUGGCAUCCACCAAGAAGUCAUUUGAACCCAUGUGGGAUGCUGCCAGAGAGGAUACCUUCCAAACUGCAUUGCCUUCCCUGAAGAUGAAUAAACCAACAGUUUCUUCCAUAGAGAUCUCUCAGUCUGAAACAGAACCUGAAAAUACCCCCAAUAGUAAAUCCUCCCAAGAAUCCUCUCUUAUCAUGUUUUCUACCACAUCCAGCGUAUUCUCUUCUGAGCUGCUUUCAAAGAAGAAUUAG
Messenger RNA from Mirounga angustirostris (Northern elephant seal), 2190 nucleotides. RefSeq names its product glycerophosphodiester phosphodiesterase domain containing 4 (gene GDPD4). The coding region runs from base 1 to 2190 and encodes 729 amino acids. NCBI's taxonomy places the organism in Eukaryota, Metazoa, Chordata, Mammalia, Carnivora, Phocidae. The transcript has 15 exons. Gene Ontology annotation, cellular component: membrane. Gene Ontology annotation, biological process: lipid metabolic process. Gene Ontology annotation, molecular function: glycerophosphodiester phosphodiesterase activity. The record is from RefSeq and is a predicted model, not a curated record.